Messenger RNA from Ilex paraguariensis (yerba mate), 552 nucleotides. The record is from the annotation of a GenBank genome assembly. NCBI's taxonomy places the organism in Eukaryota, Viridiplantae, Streptophyta, Magnoliopsida, Aquifoliales, Aquifoliaceae.
AUGGUGACAAAUACCAUUUGGAAGCCUAAACAUUCCCAAAAGGAAUCUCAUCCUCUUGCUGCUGGCAAUGGCAAGGAAAUCAUAUCCAAUGAGGUGGAACCAACAACGGAGAUGGUCAUGUCAAAAGAGAAGCCUCCAUUAGAUCAUGGAUGUAGCAUCAAUAGUGAAAUUGGUGUCCCAGUUCAGCUGUUUAUACCUACUACAUCUUCAAACAAAUUUGAGAGGUUGGAAAUUGAGGGAGGUAAUUUGGUGGUGGAUUUAGACUAUGCUGCAACUAGUUGUGAUCAUAACCAUGGUGAGGCAAGGUUACCUAAGGAUGCUAACAUGGCUGCAAUCGUGGGCAACAAUAGGUGGUCAUGGCCUUCCACAGCUGGUUCCCCUCAGCUGCCUUUUAUUAUGGUGUCUGCUGCCCUUGGUCUGCUGCCUAGUCUCCAUUGCAGCCUGCCACAGUCGCUGGGCACUGUUCAUGGCUUUCUUGUUUCACUGCUCUUGAAUGCUGCCUUGAUUGCUGCAUGUUUGCUCUGUUAUGAGGAGUUCAUCCUAAGAGCAUGA